CGGCGCUGUCAUGCCGGUCGCGGUCCUCGUUCAGGGCAACCAGCACCAUUCUGGACGCUCAUAGCCUGCCUGUAUUACUCUGUCUGGCACAGUGGCCCCACUGAGGCUGAAGCCGGCUUCCCGGGCAUACGACUCAGAGCCCUGAGCCGCGUAAGAGGGAGCACUACCGGAAGCGCGGAACACGAGGGCUUUGAUCCUGAAUAGAUGCCACUUGCUUUUACCUUUUUUUUUCCGAGAUUGAUUUUAUGCGCGACGAUUGCACAGGAAAACACGCCUAUCCCCCCAGAGUCCCACCACGUUCGCUUUACGGUUCUCAGUGUUCGGUCAAUCCUCCAAAGGCUGCUGACGUUUGCAUUAAAUCUUGGCUGCCUGCCUGCCUGCCUGUCCACCACGUCGCAAAAUAUCGCUGUUCGGCCUUCGUCUUCAACAACAAGUCAAGUGACGCGUCCACAGAAAACCAUUCGCAACUGUCUUGUCGAGGGGUUCUAGGCGUCGUUUCGCAGUCCGAGAAAGUGUAUUGGAAGACAAAGGCUACGGCGCUUGGUGGUAGGCCGGUCGAGAUCCACAUCUCCGGGGAGACCGUACGCCCGGGAACCCUCCCGGGAGGAACCCAUGCCCCGAUAUCGUCAUUAUCGCUUACGGGUGGCCCCCGAUCAUUCAGACUUCGUGUGUCGACAUCGUACAGGUCUCGCACUCGGCGAGCCAAAGUAUCUACUAGCAACAUUCCUCGAGAGCCUUGCCUUGCGCAGCCUCCACGAAGCUACACUAAUGACGGUCAUGGCUGAAGAUUACAAGCAACCAAUGACCUCGCGGCAUCGCCGAACAUGAGGCUAGUACAUACGCAUACAUAGCGGGCUAUCAAUCGCCCGACGCCCUGCCACAAUCAUAGUCGUUGACACGUGACCGGGCUGCCUUGCCAUCGACGUCGUGCCUGCAUCAAGCUGAGCUGAAGGCAACGCCGGGUCAAAUCCAGCUCGACCGUU
This is a messenger RNA of Colletotrichum navitas, 983 nucleotides long. RefSeq lists its product as uncharacterized. Lineage: Eukaryota; Fungi; Ascomycota; Sordariomycetes; Glomerellales; Glomerellaceae. Bases 246 to 785 code for a protein of 179 amino acids. The transcript has a single exon. The record is from RefSeq and is a predicted model, not a curated record.